Messenger RNA from Ilex paraguariensis (yerba mate), 951 nucleotides. NCBI's taxonomy places the organism in Eukaryota, Viridiplantae, Streptophyta, Magnoliopsida, Aquifoliales, Aquifoliaceae. The record is from the annotation of a GenBank genome assembly.
AUGCGUUCAGUCCGCUUAUAUAAGUUAGUGGACACACGAUGGGUGAUGGGAGAACCCUUGAAAUUCACAUCAGUUCCAAUUAGUUGUGGCUACAUGGGUAGUGAGCAUGCAACUCCUACAAAUUGUCGUACCAAAAGAGGCAGGGAGCCAGUAACUGUAUAUGGACAGCAGAAGCUGCACAUGUCUAUAAAUAAUAACGUUUGUCAAGAUGAACCUGGUGGGCUAAUUGGAAGCAUUUUGAACCCAAAUCCUGUAUCAACUGGAUUGAGACUUUCAUACGAGGAAGAUGAACGCAACUCUUCUGUUACUUCUGCUGGUGAAAACCUGAAAGCUGCUCUUCCUGGUAUGUUGUCCCUCAGCAAUGGUGUUGGAGUUGAUGUUGAUUUGCCAAAAGCUGAAUUUGACAAUUAUAUCAGAGUUCAGGAAGAAAACAUCACAAAGGGUUUAAGGGAUCUGAAUCAGAGACACACAGCUUCUUUAUUAAAUGCUUUAGAAAAUGGAGUCAGCAGGAAAUUAUGCGAGAAAGAGCUUGAAAUUGAGAACAUGAACCACAAGAACAAGGAACUUGGGGAGAAAAUAAAGAAGGUUGCAAUGGAUGCUCAGUCCUGGCACUACAGAGCCAAGUACAAUGAGUCAUUAGUCAUUGCCCUUAAGGGCAAUCUUCAGCAGGUCAUUGCACAAGGUGCUGUACACGCGAGGGAAGGUUGGGGGGACAGUGAGUUAGAUGAUGCUGCCUCUUACACUAACCAUCAGGGCUUUGCGGGUGGUUCUGGAAAUGUAGUUUCCACAAAAAGACAGCUGAACUGCAAAGCUUGCAAGGUUAAAGAAGUCUCCUUCUUGUUAUUUCCAUGUCGACACUUGUGUCUGUGCAAGGAAUGUGAAGGGUUUAUUGAUGUUUGCCCCGUGUGCCAGGCAAUGAAGACUGCAAGUGUGCAAGUAUACAUGUCGUAA